Messenger RNA from Oryzias melastigma (Indian medaka), 2045 nucleotides. RefSeq lists its product as uncharacterized. The record is from RefSeq and is a predicted model, not a curated record. Bases 2 to 1855 code for a protein of 617 amino acids. Lineage: Eukaryota; Metazoa; Chordata; Actinopteri; Beloniformes; Adrianichthyidae. The transcript is spliced from 2 exons.
AAUGCAAAACCUCAUCAUAAAACCUGCCGAUAAAGGCAGUGUCGUGGUGGUUAUGGAAAAAGAAAAAUACCUGUGGGAGGGAUACAGACAAUUAAAGGAUGAAAAAUACUAUAAAGAAUUAGAGAAACCCAUCUACCCCGAAACAUUUGACAUCAUAACUAAAAUAUUCCACAACUUAUAUGAUAAAAAAAUAAUCAAUGCUAAACAACGCAAUUACCUAAUUGGCGACUCAGAACCAAGAGCCAGAAAAUUUUACCUCCUCCCCAAAAUCCAUAAGGAAGCAGCCUCCUGGAGUAUCCCAUUCGUCGUCCCACCAGGUCGUCCGAUAGUGUCGGACUGCGGCAGUGAGACCUAUAGGUCAGCAGAAUUUAUUGAUCAUUUUCUAAAUCCCCUGUCCACAAAACACAAAAGCUACAUCAAAGACACCUAUGAUUUUAUAGAGAAAAUUAAAAAUUUGAAUGUCCCCCUAAAUUCUAUUUUAUUCACCAUUGAUGUGGACAGUUUAUAUACAAACAUUAACACCCAGGAGGGAAUUAGAUCAAUCAAAAACAUUUUUAAUAAAUUCCAUGACCCCCAGAGACCUGAUGAGGAAAUUUUGAAAUUAUUAGAAAUUAAUUUGACCCGAAACGAUUUUGAAUUCGACCAACAUUUUUUUCUACAAAUUAAGGGAACGGCGAUGGGCAAAAAAUUCGCUCCGGCUUAUGCCGACAUUUUUAUGGCCGAAUGGGAGGCAGAGGCAUUAGAGAAAUGCUCCAAAAAACCUUUACACUAUUUUAGGUAUUUGGAUGACAUCUGGGGAGUUUGGACUCACGCAGAACAGGACUUCCAACACUUUAUUGAUACACUUAAUAACCACAAUCCCUCAAUUAAAUUAAAAUCCACCAUCAAUCAGGAAUCAAUUAACUUUUUGGACACCACAACAUUUAAAGGACCCAAAUUUUACACACACAACAUCCUGGACACCAAAGUUUAUUUUAAAGACACUGACACACAUGCUCUCCUACACAAGGAGAGCUACCAUCCAAAACACACCUUCAGAGGCUUGGUAAAGUCCCAACUGCUGAGGUUCCACAGGAUCUGCACUCAGAGGGAGGACUUCCUGCAGGCGACUGGAAAACUCUUUUCAGCCCUGUCCAGUAGAGGGUACACCAGGACCUUCCUCAGAGGCGUCCUGAAAACAUAUUUGGAACCAAAACCCCCCCAGAUGUCACCUGCCAUCCCAUUCGUGACCACUUAUUCGGAAUCAACGGUAAAAUUAGUCCAAAAAAUCAAAAGGAACUUUAAAACCACUGUUGACACUCACCUUGGACAGGACCUCCGACUUAUUGCUGCAUUUCGUAAAAACAAAAACCUCAAAGACCACUUAGUGAGGGCAAAACUCCCCACUAAUGUCAAUCUGGCCCCUAAAAAUAAAACCACUUAUUUUAAACAACUUAAUUGGAUCCAAAAUGAUAAAACCAAACAGGUGUUUAACUUACCCAGUAGAGCAUCGGUUCACUCCUCCAACUGUGUGUAUGUUAUCACCUGUAAGAAAUGCAGCAUUAAGUAUGUGGGGGAAACAGGAAGAACGUUACACCAGCGCUUUUAUGGCCACAAGCAAAAUAUUGUGGGAAAACAGAGGACCCACCAGGUUUUGGUCCAGCACUUCCUCACCCAUGGAUGGGAGUCGGUCCAGGCCUCAGUGUUGGAGUGCAAUCCACACUGGAGCCAAGCCCAGAGGAAAAGGGCUGAGAAGGGCUGGAUCACCAGGCUGGACACUCUCUCCCCACACGGCCUCAAUGAGCGCCUGACCUUUACCCCCUGGAUUAACAUCCCCCCCAGGGGGGCUUCCUCUAAUCCUGACUUGGUCCAGUAACCCUAACCUUAACCACAUGGGGGGGGCCCUAACCCUAACCACACACUCCCCCCAUGAAAAAACCUGAAUAAUUUUAAUCCCAGCCCCACAUGUAACCCUAAGCCUAACCAUUAUCCUGUCCAGAACCCUAACCUUAAUCCCAGGGGGGUGAGCCCUAACCAUAACCACUCCCCCUGUGUGAAAAAAACAC